UACUCGCACAUGUGAUGGCAGUCCGACGCGCCGAGUCCUUCUUCUCGUCCUCCUCUUCCUCCGCACAUUAAUCGGCGGGCGACUUGCACUCCUGAGAGUCUCGUAUCGGGGUGUCUUAAUGAGGAUAUUGCGGCAAUGGUGAAGGACAAGGCCGAAGACCGGACGCUUCAGUAUCAGCAAACUUUGAUGUAUGGGCGGUACACCCAGGAGCUGGGUGUGUAUGCCAAGGAGGAAGCGGCCCGCCUACGGGAUGGAGGAGUGCGGGAUGGUGGAGGACUGCGGAGGAACACCAGCGUUCGUAGUCGUGCUGCAGAUCUGCUCGAGUAUGAGAAAGACCCCUGUGCAAAGUGCCAUCUUUGUGCGUCUCGCUGCCAGAAGUUCCUGAUCUCGCGGGUGGGAGAGGACUGGAUCUUCCUCAUCCUGCUGGGGCUGCUCAUGGCUCUGGUCAGCUGGGUCAUGGACUACGCCAUCGCCUUCUGCCAAGAAGCACAGAACUGGAUGUAUGGUGGUCUGGACAGUAACCUGCUUCUGCAGUACAUCGCCUGGGUCACCUACCCUGUGGUGCUCAUCACUUUCUCAGCAGGAUUCACACAGAUACUGGCGCCUCAGGCUGUGGGCUCAGGUAUUCCUGAGAUGAAGACGAUCCUGAGGGGGGUGGUCCUCAAGGAGUAUCUGACCUUUAAGACGUUCGUGGCCAAAGUCAUCGGUCUGACCUGCGCCUUGGGCAGUGGGAUGCCUCUGGGGAAGGAGGGACCCUUUGUUCACGUUGCCAGUCUGUGCGCUGCUCUCCUGAGCAAAUUCAUGGCAGCUCUGUUUGGGGGGAUUUUCAUGGUAGGAAUGGAAGAGCCCUUUGAGGGAAGCAAGAACGAGCUGAGGAACACAGAGAUGCUGUCGGCCGCCUGUGCAGUGGGUGUGGGCUGCUGCUUCGCUGCCCCUAUUGGAGGGGUGCUGUUCAGUAUUGAGGUCACUUCAACGUUUUUUGCGGUGAGAAACUACUGGAGGGGCUUCUUUGCCGCCACCUUCAGUGCCUUCAUAUUCAGAGUGUUGGCUGUGUGGAACCAGGAGGAAGAGACCAUCACUGCUCUCUUUAAGACACGCUUCCGCUUGGACUUCCCAUUUGACCUUCAGGAGCUGCCAGCAUUCGCCAUCCUCGGGAUUGCCUGUGGUUUUGGUGGUGCCCUGUUUGUCUAUCUGAACCGGCUGAUUGUGGAGUGCAUGAGGAAACAGAAGACGAUAAACAAGUUCUUGCUGAGGAAUCCCUCUCUUCCUGUCAGGCGCCUGGUGUAUCCCGCACUCGUUACCCUGCUGGUCUCCACGCUCACGUUCCCUCCGGGCUUCGGGCAGUUCAUGGCUGGACAGCUGACGCAGCACGAGUCUCUGGUCGCUCUGUUCGACAACCGCACGUGGUGCCGUCAGGGCGUGGCGGAAGAGUUCGACUACAUCAGCCACCACCACGCCUGGAAGCACCCCCAGGUCAACGUCUUCAUCACACUCAUCCUCUUCAUUAUCAUGAAGUUUUGGAUGUCUGCUGUGGCUACCACCAUGCCUGUUCCCUGCGGGGCCUUCAUGCCAGUUUUUCUAAUUGGCGCAGGAUUUGGCAGACUUGUCGGAGAGAUCAUGGCAGCCAUGUUUCCUGAUGGCAUACAUGCUGACGGCAGCGUGUAUCCCAUAGUUCCUGGUGGUUAUGCUGUAGUUGGUGCUGCAGCGUUGUCUGGAGCAGUCACCCACACUGUAUCCACAGCGGUCAUAGUGUUUGAGCUGACGGGUCAGAUCUCCCACAUCCUACCUGUGAUGAUCGCUGUGAUCCUGGCCAAUGCCGUGGCCCAGUCGCUUCAGCCUUCGCUGUACGACUCCAUCAUCCGCAUCAAGAAACUUCCAUAUCUGCCUGAGCUGGGCAUGGGCCAUCACGAGAAGUAUAAUAUCCGUGUGGAGGACAUCAUGGUCAGGGAUGUGCGCUUUAUCACUCUGAACUCUUCCUAUCGAGAGCUGCAGGAGAUGCUGUUGACUGGUCAGCUCAAAACUCUGGCCCUGGUUGAAUCAAGAGACUCCAUGAUCCUGCUGGGCUCCAUCGAGCGACUGCAGCUCCAGUCUCUGCUCUCUCUUCAGCUGGGCCGCAAGCGGAGGCUCGAGUACCUCCGCCAGCUGGCUCAAGACAAUGGCACACAAGAUCACCUGCCCAGCCUGACCACCGACAGCACACCCAGCUCCCCCUGCGCCCACACCCACGUCAACGCCUCCUCCAACACUCGCCAAGCGGUCCGCUUCCUGGUGAGCACGCAACAGAUCUCCACAGAGGAGUCUACCUCCUUCAGCCCAGUGGUGUCCAACGUUCAGCUUCCUCUGAAAUCGGCCUUGAAAACUGUGUCCGCCAUCAGCGACACAGAGACACCAAACAGCUCUCAGACUCUCUCCUGUGCAGACCAAGACAAGGAGCUGCUGGAGAGCCCGGCUGGUCCGGCUCCUCCUGAAAAAAGAAAGCCCAAACGAGUGAGGAUCUCCAUGGCGGACUCGACUGAAGUGGAAGAUUGCAUGACUCCAUCAGAGAUUGCGGAGUGGGAGGAGCAGCAGCUUGACGAGCCGGUGGAUUUCAAGAACUGCAAGAUUGAUCCCGCCCCCUUCCAGCUGGUGGAGCAAACAUCUCUACAUAAGACCCACACUAUCUUCUCUCUGCUGGGUCUGGAUCACGCCUACGUGACCAGCAUGGGACGACUGGUCGGAGUGGUCUCUCUCAAAGAGCUGCGUAAGGCCAUAGAGGGCUCAGUGACAGUGACUGGAGUUAAAGUGCGCCCUCCGUUGGCCAGUUUCCGUGACUGUGGGAACAGCACGAGUGUGUCCGAAGUAACGGAACUACACAAGCUGUGCAUCCGCCACAGGGGGCUCUCGUUGCCACGGGAGCCCAACCCUCCCGACGUGGAGGAACAACCCGAUCUCCCGUACAAAGAGAUCCCUGUCAACUUUUCGGACACAACGAAUUUGCAGCUGGAAACCAGCCCCGGCGACGCUACAAGUCCGUCGUCAGAGUUGGUGCUCCAAGAAAGCCCCUCGUUCACGGAGGACCAAUCGGAGUUUACUUUUGACUGCAGCCCCUCCCACACUGAGGAGUCGGAGCUGGCCUGUGACUAUGACCUCCCUGCCCAAACCCCUGAGCUGGACCAAACAAUGGAGCAAGAAGAACAGGGAAGUCCGUCUUCGAACAAGGACCUAUCAGAACCUGAGGGUGAGGGUAGCCCCGUCCACACUGAGGACCAAUCGGAAUGAUCAGAGGGGAUCCAUACCGUCGCCUCAUGAAUGCUGAUGUUUCUUACAUUUGUAGGGGUCACUCUCACCUCCAAGUCCAGCCUAGAUACCCCUGUUUCUAACGUUGUUGUGGCCUGAGUGAGCGAGUGAGAGUGUGACAUUUAGUAUCGUGUUACUGUGCAAAUGCCUGGAUAAAGUGUGUAGAUAAAGGACGUUUUGUUUAUGUGAUAUUUUUUUGUAUUGUCAACAAAUCCCAUGAAAAGACAGAAACAGUU
Molecule: messenger RNA, 3512 nt
Organism: Acanthopagrus latus (yellowfin seabream)
Lineage: Eukaryota; Metazoa; Chordata; Actinopteri; Spariformes; Sparidae
Gene: clcn2a
Product: chloride channel, voltage-sensitive 2a
Exons: 25
Coding region: 136-3258 (1040 amino acids)
Biological process (GO): transmembrane transport; chloride transport
Cellular component (GO): membrane
Molecular function (GO): voltage-gated chloride channel activity
Source: RefSeq, a predicted model, not a curated record